Molecule: messenger RNA, 876 nt
Organism: Vespula vulgaris
Lineage: Eukaryota; Metazoa; Arthropoda; Insecta; Hymenoptera; Vespidae
Exons: 4
Coding region: 384-797 (137 amino acids)
Source: RefSeq, a predicted model, not a curated record
CCCACCCAUUCUGCCCGUGAUCGUUUUGCUUUUGCGUAUGUUGAAUAAUCGAAGAAAAACUGUUACAGAACGUUUAAGAUCGGCAUCGAUCGAUUAUCCUUACUCGUGGAUCUAUUAAAAAUGUGUUGUUCAUUUUUAAACGACGCUCAGCUCAUCGAUUUUAUUUUCAUCGUAACGAGCUUUUCAAUUCGCCGUUAGUGAUCGAUGAUAAAUCAGAAGCCACAAGUGCACGUUAUUUUCAACGUUUCUACGACAAUCUAAGUUCAUCAUAGAAAAAGAUAAGUGACACAUGAACUAACAACAACAAAAACUUGUCUCUAAUUCAAACUAAAGAAGCCUUUUUUAAUCAAACUUGGAAGAAGCUUUAUGUAUCCGGCAGGAGUAUGUCAAUCACACCGGAAGUUUCUUCGAGGGAUACUCUUAAUUCUAUCACUCCUUCGGAGGAUCGAAGCCGUACAGGAAGAUACGUAGCAGGUGGAGCAGCAUUAGGAGUCACGUUGCUUGCAUUACACCAUGCACUUUUACGUGGUACAUCUUCCAUAGCAGGAAUAUGUGUACCUGCUAUCAUAAUGGCAUGCUAUAUUAUUUGGGUACUUUAUUCCGCUCGUAGGGAUAGACGCAAGGCUUUAAGGAUUGCGACCGCCAUGCAACUGACGGAAGUAAUAAAUGAACCUGCCAGAUCCACCGAAGCUGUACGUAAAAACGCCACAAACGACGUCGAUGAACCUGAUGGCAAUUUUACGGAAAAGAAUAGUCACGAAAAUCCUGCAUUUCUGAAAGAAAAUUAUGUCGCAUAGAUCAAGAUUUUCUUUAAAUUUUCUUUUAUUUUCCUCAAUCUUUUGACCUCCACGGCUAAAUAAAACGAAUUUUCCAUCU